Molecule: messenger RNA, 1484 nt
Organism: Carya illinoinensis
Lineage: Eukaryota; Viridiplantae; Streptophyta; Magnoliopsida; Fagales; Juglandaceae
Exons: 5
Coding region: 828-1313 (161 amino acids)
Source: RefSeq, a predicted model, not a curated record
UUCGGAAGUGGGCUGAAGCCCAACCAUACUCCGAUCGGAGUUGUUCGGACUAAAAAAAAUUUCCGACUCCGUCGGAAUCGGAGCCCACCCAGUGUCAGUGUCUACUGACUCCUGAGCUCCUCUCUCUCUCUCUAUCUCUCCUGAAACCCUAGCAUCCCUAAACGAGAUCUGUCGCCGCCGGUGACUAGUAGUGACCGUCGCUCAAGCUAUAAGUUCUCAACGGCAGUCUUUUAACAGUUGAUCUUCGGCAGCGUUUCUAGGUUUGGCUCGAUUCUUCUUCAGAUGCGCUGCACAAUCGCUACCCUCAUUCAGAGGACUUCGCUCUCUCACCGUUGUCUCUGCCAAAGGCUAUAAGAUGAAGACCUACAAGGACUGCAAUUGGCACGAGCUUUGGAUUGUUUUUUAUUUUUUAUGCAGUCCACAUUGGCUUCAAAGGAAAAUCUUUCACCUAUGUUCUUUUCAAAGGGAUUUGUCAUAACCAGAAGGAGGCAUCACAACAACAAAAUAGCUUUGGUUUAGGGCAGAAGGAGGCAUCACAACAACAAAAUAGCAGCGCUACAUACAGUCCAUAAAAUUGGACUCCUUUGCAGUCCAAACAUUGGAAAGACGGAAAGGCCCCCAUUUUAAAAUGAACUUGACCCAAAUACCCUUAUUAAUAAAUCAAAAACUCCCAAAAUUUGGAAAACGCAUUUCGGUUCCCUCUCCCUCUCUGCGCCGUGCAUCUGGUCCUCCCACCAUUGACGACUCCUUCACGAGCAAUAACAUUCAUCAAUAAUCUGAAAACAAGUGGAAAAACUUAAGUUAAUUACUAGCAAACAACUGCGUUCAUGCAGAAGUAUAACCCACUGAUUGAAUUUCAUAAGUUACCUGCUACUAGGAUGUGUCAUAUCAUCAUCAUCAACAUUAAAAGGGCAAGAAAACUCGGAAUCAUCAAAAUCAUCGUGGACUCAGAAUCAUCAAAAUCAUCGUGGAAAGACCUGCUGGAGCUUCUGGAAAAUGAAAUCUGUGGUGAGCUGGUAGAUGAUAUCUUCAUUCCCAAAUAUUUUCUGGUCUCAUCUCUCCCAAGAGAAAACAACUGCAACAGGGUGAUGAAAUAUCUACCUGCUCAACUGUUGCACCAAUCUGAUUUGGAUCCACCUGGUUAUCCGACCUCAAAGUACCAGACCUUGUACUUUUUAUGGGAGGAGAUGGAGGCAAAAAUUGCUUGUUGUACAAUGCUGGCCUGGCGAGUUAGCAAGCUUAGUAGCAGAGGGAGGCAGAUGAUCCGGACAAAAGGAAGGUUACUGGGAAAUCCUCAGUUUCAACCAAUCUGAACGUACGCAUGAUUUCUCUCCAUCCCUCAAUCACUCUUACUCACUCGGGCUUUGCUAGACGCAGUCGGCAAAUGCAGUCGGCAUGCAGUCGGUUGUACGGAAUAAAUAAAUAAAAAAUUAUAAAAAUACUUUUUUUUCAUGGUUGUACAGAAUGAAUAAAAAAAAGUUAUA